Messenger RNA from Trichoderma atroviride IMI 206040, 1374 nucleotides. RefSeq lists its product as uncharacterized. The record is from RefSeq and is a predicted model, not a curated record. NCBI's taxonomy places the organism in Eukaryota, Fungi, Ascomycota, Sordariomycetes, Hypocreales, Hypocreaceae. Gene Ontology annotation, biological process: secondary metabolite biosynthetic process. Gene Ontology annotation, molecular function: FAD binding.
AUGAACGGCACCAACCGCCCUCCUUUAAACAUAGCCAUCAUCGGCGCAGGCAUUGUGGGUGCCCACGUUGCAAUCGGUCUUGUACACAGAAAUAUCCACGUCACCAUCUACGAGCAAUCGAGCCAGAUCAAGGAGAUUGGCGCCGGCAUCGCAUUUCCCACGCCCAUUGUGGAUUGCAUGACAGCCUUGGAUCCCGCCAUAACAGAACAGUUGCAAAAAAUAUCUGGCGUCUUUGAGAACCUCAACGCCAUCAACGGCUGUAGUGAUGAGGAUCUGAAACUUCGCCCGGCAGACAAACUAUUUGACGUCGUGGUCAAACCAUUCACAUACCACAGCACUCAUCGGGCCCAGCUGCUAGAUGGUCUGCUUGCGCUUAUACCACCAGAGCAUAUAAAAAUGGGGAAACGUUUGGAAGCAAUUACACACAAAGAAGAUGACGAAGAGCCUCUUCUUCUUCAAUUUUCUGAUGGCACUACGGCCGAAGCCGACGCAGUCAUAGCAUGCGAUGGCAUCAAGUCACAAGUUCGGCGCAUUCUCUUGGGCAACGAUGAUCCAGCGGCUUUGCCUCACUACUCUUAUACAAGUGCCUACCGCGGACUAGUACCCAUGGAAAAGGCAGAGGCAGCUCUUGGGAAACUCUCCAAAGAAUCUGUGUCGUAUCUAGGCCGAGGAGCAUCUUUGUUUACAUAUCCCAUCGUAAGCAAGAACGCUUUGAAUACGGUCGCUUUUGUGCAUGAUGAGGGCGAAUGGCCUGAUUUUAAACAUUUAACAAUUCCAGGGAAAAAGGAAGAUGUUGUGGCAGCCUUCUCUCACUUCGGCCCUUCAGUGAGAGAUCUUGUGGCAGCCCUGCCGGAAGAGCUCAACCGCUGGGCCAUGUUCGACACCUUUGACCACCCCCUCUCGACCUUCGCCUAUGGACGCGUCGUUCUCGCGGGAGAUGCCGCUCAUGCGUCUACACCCCAUCAUGGUGCCGGCGCCGGAAUGGGCAUUGAAGACGCACUGGUGAUGGCAACGCUUUUAAAGAAGGUUGCGGAUACUCGAGGCCUGUAUGAACGCUCUGGUGCCAAAAACAGAGCACUCGAGGCUGCCUUCAAGGCGUAUGAUUCUGUCCGGCGAGAAAGGGGACAAUGGGUUGUUUCCAGCAGCCGUUUUGCCGGCAACUCAGCGCAGGGGCGCAACCCUGGCAUUGGAAGCGAUCCUACUUUGUACACAAGAGAUAUUACGGAAAGGAUGAACAAGGUCUUUUCAUAUGAUUGGAAGAGCUCGCUUGUUCAGGCUAUAGAUGAGUAUGAACGUCAAUUGGGAGUUUGAGCUAGAGGUAGUAGUAUUAGAUAGAGCACACGACAUAGGUCUUAAUACGGGUUUCAUGUGAUA